Molecule: messenger RNA, 638 nt
Organism: Penicillium samsonianum
Lineage: Eukaryota; Fungi; Ascomycota; Eurotiomycetes; Eurotiales; Aspergillaceae
Exons: 3
Coding region: 57-638 (193 amino acids)
Source: RefSeq, a predicted model, not a curated record
GAGCUUUGGUCCUACGAAAUCCACGGUCCAACGGCUCAGAGACUGCGCUGAUCCACAUGGGCCCACCUGAUCAGUGCGAUUAUCGGCUUACUGCCGGUGCUCCGCCUUUCGUCUUCCACCACCGGCCUGCGAUCUGGGGACUCAUUAUGUUGCUCCAUUGGUUGGUAAUCGCACUCGCCCAGGGUGUCUGGGCCAAUCUUCAGGACGAGCGGUGUUCUACUCGGCAUACAACUACAUAUCAUUUGCUGGCCAUCCCACAAAAGGGAAAAGACAUCUGGGAAUCGCAAUGCCGGAAUCCGCUCAAAGUCGCAUCGAUAUACGCCGCAUCCGAGAUAUAUUGCAAUGAGCAGGAACGAGCGAUAGGCCUGACCCAGCUGGCUAACCAAUGCCAAAAAGUCGGGAACCUAGAGCUGUUGUCGAGAGAUGCCGUCGCCGAAAAUCUGACAGAGGAUGCGAUAAGGCAUAUGAAAACGGUCGACUAUCAAGAGUUGUCCCGAGGCGAACCAGCGGAUGCGCCUGUCCUUCUUUCUGCGUCUUACUUUGACCUAAUGUUCAACACGCUUGUGAGACCCUUUGGAUAUUCUUGGAAUAUAACAGUCCUAAAGCUUAUCGACGUCCUAGGAAUCUUGGGAAUUUGA